GCCAUGGGAGGCUGUAUGGGAAGACCCCGAGGGGAGAAUCGCAGAACCAACUCCAGGGCCUCAGGCUACCCCAGCAAGAGAGCAGGUCGUAAUGAGCCAUUAAAGAAAGAGAGACCGAGAUGGAAGAGCGACUAUCCUAUGACGGACGGACAGCUACGCAGCAAGCGGGAUGAAUUUUGGGAUACAGCCCCAGCAUUUGAGGGGCGCAAGGAGAUCUGGGACGCUUUGAAGGCUGCGGCCUACGCAGUGGAAGCAAAUGACCAUGACCUUGCUCAGGCAAUAGUAGAUGGUGCAAGUAUUACCUUACCUCACGGAUCUCUAACAGAAUGUUAUGAUGAGUUGGGGACUCGCUAUCAACUACCAGUUUACUGUCUUGCUCCUCCUGUCAACAUUAUAAUGGAGAGAAGUGAUGAAGAUGGCACUGAUGUCCCAGAUCCAGUAGCCAACAACCGACGGGAAUUUCAGCUCAGAGUCCGGCUUUCAUCUGGAAAGGACGUAAAACUCAAUGCUAGCAUGGGGGACACCAUUGGCCAGCUAAAGAAGCAGUUGCACUCACUGGAGGGGAUCGAACAGUGCAGGCAGCGCUGGUUUUUCUCAGGGAAACUUCUCACAGACCGAACGAAACUGCAAGAAACCAAGAUUCAGAAGGACUUUGUGAUCCAAGUUAUUGUCAAUCAGCCAUUGGAGACGGCGAACUGACUGUGCUGAUGGUCCAUAGACUGAAAUCUGAAUGUCUACUGAAAUCUUUGUACAUUAGGGUGGGGACAGAAAGGCUGGCUGCUAGAUUUUAAUA
Molecule: messenger RNA, 793 nt
Organism: Pelobates fuscus (common spadefoot toad)
Lineage: Eukaryota; Metazoa; Chordata; Amphibia; Anura; Pelobatidae
Gene: UBTD1
Product: ubiquitin domain containing 1
Exons: 3
Coding region: 4-699 (231 amino acids)
Molecular function (GO): protein binding
Source: RefSeq, a predicted model, not a curated record